AUGGCCAUUCGCAUUGCUGACUCAAAGCUGAGGAUGGAACGAUGUCCAUUUAUUGAGUUGCAGACUCGAUCGGAAUCACCAACUCGGUGUCGAGCAUAUCGAAGCAGUCCCAGCAAUGCGCCCCUCAAUCUCUUCGUUUUUAACAGAACUGCCCAAAUGCAAGUGGAAGUAGGUGAAGGGCAGGACGGUUUCUGCUUUGACCGCCUUAGUCCAGGCACAACCUAUCACCUCUGUGUGGCAUCAAAUGACUGCCUGAAUGACUGGAAUUGUGGCACCUUUACAACAUUUCAAGAGACUUCUCAAAACACGUCUCUCUUUUCAAUGAACGUGUAUGUUGAGGGAGUUGAUUCUGAUUGGAUCCAAUUGAGUUGGCCACCUCCAAAUGUAAGAACACCUGCCUCGCCACCGAUUGGCUAUGUCAUCUCCGUUCGCAGGUAUAGGGCGUGCUGGGAAAGGGCAGUGUUUGUGUCUGCGCCGUGGAGCACCGAACAGGAAAGCGUCUUCAUACGCCACUCGGCUGAGAGGCUGGCAUCUGCCCACAGCUGCAAUGCCCGAAGAGUGAGUGUGGUGGAGGGACAAGUGGAUGGGUAUUGGCCCGACUUUCCAGGCUCGCGACGAUACACUUGGGUUGAGGGCUGGAACCGUGCUGAUGUGGACGAGCAGGGUCCGCUGGGCCUGUUUGCUGUCACAAUGACAAAUCUGCAAAGCAACACGCUCUACAACUUUGACGUCACACCGGUAUUCUACCCCGACCUCAACGUUCCUCCGCAGAGCGCAAGUGUAGAAGCCAGAACAGCCUCGAGUAGCUCGAAUGCUGUUUACCGAGUUAAAAUAACCUCAAUGUACACGGGCUUCUUCCAGAAGGUGCUCAGAACUCCUCCUGAUCAAUUGAAAUUCCAACCUCAAAUCAAAGCAACCGUCCUAUCAUCGAAUUUAGUCCACAUCAAUGUGUCCUAUCUCAAUCGUGCUGCGCCUAACCCUCUCGCCUUCAUUGUUCGUAUCUGCCAGACCAAGGACUACAAUCAAUGCAAACUGCAUCCACUUUAUUAUGAGGUCGUCAGUUCCUACAGUUUCUAUCAAAAUCGUUCUGUCUGGCAGGUGAACGAGAUGCGAAGUAGCGCUCACCUUAACGCACACAUUCGGCCACCAGACGACAAGAAUGUGCAAGUCUCUUUGUACGCGUAUCCCGGCGAUUCGUUCACAGGGGAAGAGCUUCUGUUAGGAUCCACAAUUUCAGCUACCCAUUCACAUGCCCUCCUCGGUUGCGUAACCGAUGUGGAUGCUAUGCAGGGAACAUCUUGGAUUGACAUGGAGUGGAAGAAUCCUAGGGAGCACCUCGCCUCCUCCUCCAAAUUCCUCAUCCUGGUCACCUCUCGCUACGAUGAAGAGGUUGGUCAGGUAUUCGUGGAGAGGAACUACCAAGCGGUACUACCGCCGUUCCUGCGUUCCGCAGUGCAAAGUCUUCAACACCAACAAGUCACCUACAUCACUGAUGACGUGCGGAGGGUCAACAUCACCAACUUAGCCCAGAACACGGAGUACAACAUCUCCAUUAUUCCCUACCUGUCGAACGGGCUCAUUGGAGCAGUUCUAGAAAGGACAGUCAAAACGAAAAUAGCGGCCCCCUGUCAGAUGGCGAAUGUCAGACUAAGACGAUCGGGCAGUAAUGUGACUCUGGUAUGGCACCUGGAUUUCAAAAGGACUUGCAGUGCACCAGAGAACCUUGUGGUAGGAAUAAGUGAGACAAGGCGAGACGUCAAACUGGCAUAUCCGUUCAACGAAGCCUAUUUGACGCACAACUUUGAGUUCUGCAGGACCUACCUGUUCAGCCUGCGUUUUGAGAGCCUUGGAGGCACGUUUACCUACCCACACGUUCUGUCCUCCGCAAUCGGAUAUCCAAGUAAGGAUCUGCCCAAAGGCGUGCUAAGUUUGCGAGACUGUUUCGAUAAUCUCAGUGUUCCCACCAAGACGCAUUCGUCUUAG
Molecule: messenger RNA, 1983 nt
Organism: Hydatigera taeniaeformis
Lineage: Eukaryota; Metazoa; Platyhelminthes; Cestoda; Cyclophyllidea; Taeniidae
Source: the annotation of a GenBank genome assembly